CGAGCGCUUUCCUUGCAGUAUCGCGCACUUGCGACCGCGAUCCCGAUCUCUAAUCCUACCUUGCGAGUCUGUGCGACGCUCGUCUGCACUGUGAGACUCCGUCGUCGUGGGAAUCAGUGCCGCGCACAUCCAUCGCUAUCGUCCUUUUCUCGACCUCCCGAUCUUCUCUUCUUCUUCUUCUCCUUUUUUUUUUUUUUUUUUUUUUUGGAGUCCUCCCGGCCGUAUCGGAUUUUUCCCGCGCUUAUUUCAAUCAAGCUUGACAAUCUAUUUCCUGGAUUGAUUUUUUUUUUCUUCUUCUUCUUUUUGGAAGUAUUUUGAAAGCUUUGAUGUUGAUGUGAAUGCACGAUGGCGAUGGUGGGGACUAGCAGCAGCACGGUGAUGGGCCGGGUCGGCGGGUGGGCUGAAGCGCUCUUAGCGGCAGCACCAGCUGUGCGGGGGGGGAAUGGGGGAGAGAUCGGUAGUAGGCGCACUCCCUCGUCGAGAUCGGGAUUGCCUAGCACGCGAUCUCAAACGGUGUCAUCGCUGGGACAUGCGGCCGCAUCAGUUGCCUCUACCUCCGGCUGCGCAUCGCCGUCCGCUUGGUCCCCCUCCUCCGCAGGUUCGCGCCGCUGGUUGCUUGCGGAGGCGCCUCCUCGGGGAGGGGGCUUGCGCCGCCGCCAUGAAGGUGAGGGCGCUGCCGAACGGGGGACAGGCGGAUUGCGCGCUCCCCCUGCGACCGUCUCCCGCCAGUAUAACUCCGUUGGCGCGCGAAUGAUGCCCCCGCAGCGCAGGACGAUGCGGACGAGCGCCGCCGCGAGCUUGCGUCUCCGCCUACAUGUAGCGGUAGGGGAUUUCGGACCACAGACGGAGCUAAGGAUGGUGGUAAGAAGGCCCAGUCGCGAUCCCUCCUCGUUCACGGCACGUGCAAUGGGCGAUCCCAGCGUCGAGGGUGACGUGGCGAUUUCUCGACCGUUGAUUAGCACCGAUGCGAGAGGAGGAGGAGGAGGAGAUCGGCAGGGGGCAGAUCGUCUUCUCCGGCAGGCGUUGGCGGAAGAGGAUGCGGGCUUGACACGUGGCUGGCACCUCAACGAUCCCGUUGGACCUAAUACGACGCUAGCAGAGGCAAUUGCUAGAGUGUGUACGGGCCGAACAAGGACACGGCCGAUGGACGAGAAGCAGGCGAGAUCGGUGCUGGAAGCAAUCCUGAACCAGCACUAUUCGCAUGUGUGACGGACUUGUACCUCCAACAAAGGUGCAAUUUUGUA
This is a messenger RNA of Chara braunii, 1244 nucleotides long. The record is from the annotation of a GenBank genome assembly. NCBI's taxonomy places the organism in Eukaryota, Viridiplantae, Streptophyta, Charophyceae, Charales, Characeae.